Molecule: messenger RNA, 815 nt
Organism: Lactuca saligna
Lineage: Eukaryota; Viridiplantae; Streptophyta; Magnoliopsida; Asterales; Asteraceae
Source: the annotation of a GenBank genome assembly
GUUUUAAAAGGGAAACGAACUAAGAAACCCAACUUUAGACUUCAAAUAAAGGGAACAAAUUGAUAAAGUCUUUGUUGCAAAUUCUUAUUCCAGACAUUAAUUGUUGCUUUCUUUUUCCUCACAGGGAUUUGCAGUCUUAUUUUUCCGAUCUUACCCUCUUCUUAACCCCUGAUAGUAAGACCUUUAAUGUAUUUGUGGAUAAUCGACCAUGGCUGAAAGAUCUAGCUUCCAGAUCUGUACAUCUAUGAUAGUUGAUGGUUACCAAGAGAUCUCUUCUUACAGGAGGGGCGAAAGAUCACAACAUGAAAACCCAUAAAAUCCUUCAUUUUCUUGGGUUAUUGGUUAUGCCGCCGGGUGUGCUGCAUGUCUGCCCCUGCUAUAUUAGCGGUAUCUUCACAGAAAUCAAGCUUCCGGGCAGCGAAGAGAAAACUCAUCAGAGUACUACUACUACAACAUCUUCAGAUGCUUGGAAUUGUUUAAAUGUUGUGGGUUCAAAUGUCAGGAUUAAUAUGCUAGUGGACCAUUUCAAGAAGGUUGUAGAUUGCUUCUUUGCUGUAUGGUUAAGUAUAGUUUUCGUUGCCAUAAGUUGUAUCGGGUCUGCAAUGCCUUUCAUUUUGUGUGGAAUGAUAUGUUGUUACUUUCUUUGUAUUGUUUCUAUCCUUGGAAUCCAUGUGGAUAUGAAUCAAAUCAGAGGAGCAAGUAAAGACUCCAUUAAUUCUUUCAUUUUACAACAUUCGUUGAAUCAAACAUUUCAUCGAACACCUGACAUGCAACUAAGAUCAUGCAUAAAUCCUUGCAAGAUACAGUUAGAAUGA